UGUACUUGAUGUAAUUUACAAUAAUAGUAAGGACAUAACCUUGUGUUAUUUUAUUUAGAAAAAUUAUCUGACAAUGUGACAAUAAAUUGUUGAUCAAUUCAGCUGAUCAAAGUAAAUUAUUGAGGAGAUUAAUUUGGUUAUUUAAAUUAUUGCUAUUCUGAGUUUGAAAUGGAAGAAGAGAGAUCAGUAACUAUUUAUUUGGCGACAGAAAUUAAAUUUAUAAAUGUUCCGUAUCUUGUUGAAUGGACUGUUGAAGAUAUUUGUAUUGCGAUUUGCAAGCAAUUAGAGAUUGGACCCCUAGCGAGACACUUAUUUGCCUUGAGAGGUAAAUCAAACAAAUUGUGGAUUCCAGCGGGGCACAAAUUAGAAACUCAUGAAAAAAAUAAGUUUGAGUUUAGAUUACGCUUCAAGCCUUCAUCUCUCAAAAGACUGAAAUUAAUAGACUCAAAUGCUUACAAUUAUUAUUUUCAUCAAGUGAGAUCCGAUGUGUUAGAAAAUAAGGUAGCAGAUAUUGUAUAUGAAAAACAUAAACGUGAGUUGAUUGGUUUGGGUGUUAGUGAUAUGUAUAGAGUUAUAGUAGAAAAACAAAUACCUCGUGAAGUGGUCGAAGCAGACUACAAGAAAUAUAUCCCGAAGGAGUGCAUAAAGAGACACUCUUUUUUUAUAAAAAAACCGAUUCAUAAUGCGCUGGCAAGGAUAUCAGGGCACGACGCAGCCUAUGUUAAAGAACAGUAUUUAAAUCAGUUUGAGGUAAUGGCACCUAACUAUCCUUAUGAGGAGUACAAAGCUUUGAUGGAUAAAAAUUUACCGGAUCCGGCAUCACGGAUCCUACUCAGGGUGAAUCCAUCCGAAGUUAUGUACUACGAGCUGGAUGUCCAUAACCAGUGGACUACCCUCUGCGCUAUUGAAGAUCUCUGCUCAAUUUCUAUUGGGCAAGACAAUACUGUCGAAGUAUCUCGGAAAAGUGGAAUUCCAACGUACCUGAAAUUUUCAACUAAUGCUUUGUUGAUGUCGUUUGUAUCGGCGUUAGACGGGUAUUAUAGGUUGGGUGUAAAAUGGACGUUUAAUUUAUGUAGAGAUAUUAUCACCCCUAGUUUAGAAAAAUUACAUAAGAUGAAGUGUCACGGUCCCGUUGGAGGUGAAUUUUCUUAUGCAAAACUCAAGGAAAAACGCUCAAAUAAAUCAGGAACAUAUAUAUUGCGUGAAUGUGAAAAGAAGUACAAUGUCUUCUGGCUCGACUCUUGUGGGAAAGACCAUAAACCUCGUACUUACAAAAUCGAGCAAUUAGGCCCAGAA
This is a messenger RNA of Cotesia glomerata, 1296 nucleotides long. RefSeq names its product tyrosine-protein kinase hopscotch-like. The annotation marks the transcript as partial. Gene Ontology annotation, cellular component: cytosol; cytoskeleton. Lineage: Eukaryota; Metazoa; Arthropoda; Insecta; Hymenoptera; Braconidae. Gene Ontology annotation, biological process: intracellular signal transduction; hemopoiesis; cell surface receptor signaling pathway via JAK-STAT. The record is from RefSeq and is a predicted model, not a curated record. Gene Ontology annotation, molecular function: cytokine receptor binding; non-membrane spanning protein tyrosine kinase activity. The transcript is spliced from 5 exons.